AUGGCCCAGUAUGCUGUAACCGAACUGCUGGAAACGGAGAGGGAGUAUUGCAAGGCGAUCAAACCCCUAGCGGAUUUGCUCAAUCGCUUACAGAUGGAACUUGUUAUUCCUUCAGAUGGUGGACCUGAGUCCACUGUCCAACUACCAAACGCAGUUUGUAACAGUAUCCAAGGGCUUCGGACAAGUUUGCGGGAUAUGAUGAGCUUCAGUGAGAGAAUACUUUUAGACCAGCUAACCAAUUGUCUUGUGAAUCCCCAACAAACAGCCGAAUGCUUCACCAAACAUUUUGAAGCCUUAUCCCACUACACACAUUAUUUGAUUCAUCUGGAAAAUAUGAUCAAAGGAAUUCAAGCACUUCCGGGUUUUGAAACAGAUGGUCAGUUUCCCUUGACUCCACCUGUAUCGUCCAAUGGGGAUUUCGUUGGUGCGGAUGCGACAGCAAAUGAAUCAAACAUUUUAUGGAGUCAACGAACCAGUAUCUCAUUCCGUUAUUUGCUUGAGCUGGCCGAUUUGCCACGUAUUCGACUGGUCGCAUAUCGUGGACUGCUCAGGGAUUUGGCUCGCUACACAGCACGUGCGGAAUCGGACACACAAGACUUGGAGCAGGCAAUGAUUUGCGUCUCUCAACUGUCCAGGCGGGCUGAAGAAGGUGUGAAGUUGUGGCAACUAAUCGACUCGACGGGCGGACCACACGACCGAUUCAAAGAGCUGUUUUAUAACGCCCAAACGGAUACAAUUCUACCUCCUGCAUUGAUUCGCUUAACCGAUCUAAAGAUCAAUGAGCGUCAAGGCAUCAAGGUGGACACGGUCAACGAUCAGACUGGUCGUUUGGUUUUACUUCCUGGACACCUUCUGUUUCUUCAAAAGUCCUCUCCCGAUGAAAAAUCCGCUGGAUGGAAAAUUUGCUGGAUGCAUCCGGUGGGUUAA
Messenger RNA from Echinostoma caproni, 927 nucleotides. Lineage: Eukaryota; Metazoa; Platyhelminthes; Trematoda; Plagiorchiida; Echinostomatidae. The record is from the annotation of a GenBank genome assembly.